AUGGAUUUUGAUCAUCUUGCCGAAAAGAAGCAAGAACAGAAGGCUGCUGCUUGGUUGAAUCUUUGGUUGAGCUGGAGCCCAGAAAUUCUGUCUAUGCAGCUUGCUAAGAAGCAUCGACCUGGUGAAACUAUAUCUGCGUGUCUAUGGAGAAGUGGUGCUUUCAAUAUAUGCUAUCGGGUCAGAUAUGAUGAUGGUCCAGAUGUCAUUGUUCGUUUCGCUGCCCUUGGAAGGCCUAUUCUCCGCAGGGAGAAAGUCCAAAUUAAAGUUGCAACAAUGAAGUACAUACGCAAGCACACUUCAAUACCUGUUCCUGAAGUGUUCGGCUCCGGUAUCUGUUGGGCGGGCACUUACAUUCUCCUCAAAGAUCCUUCUUCGGGAGGAAGGCCAGUCCUGAACCCGCAAGUAAGCGAUCGGAACUUGAAGCGGGCUUAUCGUGAAAUGGCCACGCUUGUCCUCGAGCUGUCCAAGCAUGAAUUUGAUUCUAUUGGUGCGCUUGAGGAAAAUGAGGGGGGCUUCUUUGUCGCCAGGCGACCUCUCACCUUCAACAUGAAUGAGUUAAUGGUGUCUGCAAAUUUACCAGAAGCAGUUUUCCCUUCACACACCUUCAGGUCAGCCACGGACUACUUCAAGGCACUUGCUAUGCAGCACCUCUUCCAUCUUCGAUUGCAGGAAUGA
Penicillium concentricum is the source of this 675-nucleotide messenger RNA. RefSeq lists its product as uncharacterized. The record is from RefSeq and is a predicted model, not a curated record. The transcript has 2 exons. The coding region runs from base 1 to 675 and encodes 224 amino acids. NCBI's taxonomy places the organism in Eukaryota, Fungi, Ascomycota, Eurotiomycetes, Eurotiales, Aspergillaceae.